AUGUUGGCUGAAGCUGCAGAGGCGGAACAGAGCAUUCGUCACACCCGUCCGAACUUCGCCAAUCGUGAAACAACAAUGACUGCUCUGCGGACCCCAUAUGGAGCAGCUUUAGCAUAUCAUUCCAAAGGUCCUCCCUUCCAAAGUCCGACAUGCCAUCAUACUUCACCCGGUCCCGACAGAGUCAAGCCUGAACAUCUGAAGUACCUGCCGUUAGUCCUCAUCAACACAUUGGCGAGGCUCUCUACUCGUUAUCAGUCAGAAUCCAAAAUUCCUAAGCAAUGGAAAACCAGUAAGAUCGUGCUAUUGUAUAGGAAGGGUGGCUCAAAAGACAUCGACAACUAUAGCCCAAUCUGUUUACUGUCUGUCAUCUACAAGCUCUUCACAAGGAUAAUCCUAAACAGGAUAGAGGGAACAUUACAUGAAAGAUAG
Necator americanus (New World hookworm) is the source of this 429-nucleotide messenger RNA. RefSeq lists its product as uncharacterized. NCBI's taxonomy places the organism in Eukaryota, Metazoa, Nematoda, Chromadorea, Rhabditida, Ancylostomatidae. The coding region runs from base 1 to 429 and encodes 142 amino acids. The transcript has a single exon. The record is from RefSeq and is a predicted model, not a curated record.